CUCACUUUUGCUUAUCCCCAUUUCCCGAGUUAAUAUUACCUUCCUCCUUUAUCUCUCUUCACUUUUCAACGUUUUCUUGAUCGAAGCUUCUUCCUACGGGCUAUGGCUUCCGAAUCACCAAGUGCUGUUCGAAAGGUUGUGAUACACUUGAGGGCUACUGGUGAUGCUCCCAUUCUUAAGCAACAAAAAUUCAAGGUCUCUGGCACUGACAGAUUUGCUAGUGUUAUUGAUUUUUUACGACGUCAACUACAUAGAGAAACUCUGUUUGUGUAUAUCAACAGUGCCUUUUCUCCUAAUCCAGAUGAAUCGGUGAUAGAUCUCUAUAAUAACUUUGGAAUUGAUGGUAAGCUGGUUGUAAAUUAUGCUUGUUCCAUGGCGUGGGGAUGACUUUAGUGCGAUGUCUUUGUUGGGAUAAAUCAUUGAAAUGUACAUUCAGUUUGCUAUAUCAAGUUCUUCACUGCUACAAGGCCAUGUACAGGACACUGCAGAUUGUAUAAAUUUCAAGGAGCUGGUUAGCUGAUAGAUUGUUGAGUAUUCUGGCUUUCUCUCCUAGAUAUGUCUUACAGCAGCAAAAUUAAUACAUAUGAUUUCUCAGGAUUUUAUUUGUAAAGUUGAUCUGAUUCAUGUUGAUGUCUGUAGCAAGCAAAGAAUUUGCUUAAAAACUCUGGUCCCGCAUUGUGCUUGUUCUUCUAUUUCACAGUCGACAAAGGUAACACGGAAAUAAAAUCGAUAAUUGAAUUGAAA
Molecule: messenger RNA, 744 nt
Organism: Beta vulgaris subsp. vulgaris (sugar beet)
Lineage: Eukaryota; Viridiplantae; Streptophyta; Magnoliopsida; Caryophyllales; Amaranthaceae
Product: ubiquitin-like protein ATG12
Exons: 6
Coding region: 103-387 (94 amino acids)
Biological process (GO): C-terminal protein lipidation; autophagosome assembly; nucleophagy
Cellular component (GO): phagophore assembly site membrane; cytoplasm; Atg12-Atg5-Atg16 complex
Source: RefSeq, a predicted model, not a curated record